AGAUACCAUUCGAACAACUGCUGAAUGGCUUCCAACGAAUAUGCCAAUGAGAUGUUGAAUUAUCGGUCGGUGGUGGAUCGAAAUUACAAGCGUUACAUUUUGAAAAAUGGCGGUAAUGGUUUAUGCUAUUUGCGACAUCCAAGUGGAGUGAUAGUUGUGACGUUGUAUAAAAAUCAUGAAUUGGCACAGAAGCAGAUCAAAAAAAUUGAUUGGCAUAUGAAGAAAAAUAAAGGAAUUGAUCGAAGUAAACAGAAAGUUAGCGGAAAAGCAAAAAAGGGUGGACUAGCGCUUCUGCCGGAUACAAAACUGUGUAUUGUACAUUGUGAAGAUGGUACCGAAUAUGUACUACGUGCAGGUAUUAAAGCUCUUUUGAUUGAAGUCAAUGAACGGCUUCUAGAAGAUCCCAAUUUAAUGCGCUCUGCUCCUGAAAACCAAGGUUAUCUAGCGAUAAUCAUACCAUAUUCCAAUGAAAGAAAGCAACCUCCACAAGCUUUCACUGAAGAGGACGCUAUCGAAUAGCUAAAAUGAAGAAGUUGAUUGAAGAAACUCAUCUCAUCAACACUUUUUCAUCAAUCGCUGGUGGGAAAAAUAAAACUAUUUUUUUAUUCUAGCAUUUUUCUCUAUCGCUA
Loa loa (African eye worm) is the source of this 629-nucleotide messenger RNA. RefSeq lists its product as hypothetical. Gene Ontology annotation, biological process: regulation of filopodium assembly; dendrite morphogenesis; regulation of actin filament polymerization. The coding region runs from base 25 to 519 and encodes 164 amino acids. The record is from RefSeq and is a predicted model, not a curated record. Gene Ontology annotation, cellular component: dendrite; lamellipodium; nucleus. Gene Ontology annotation, molecular function: actin filament binding; actin monomer binding. The transcript is spliced from 3 exons. NCBI's taxonomy places the organism in Eukaryota, Metazoa, Nematoda, Chromadorea, Rhabditida, Onchocercidae.